Molecule: messenger RNA, 1051 nt
Organism: Crotalus tigris (Tiger rattlesnake)
Lineage: Eukaryota; Metazoa; Chordata; Lepidosauria; Squamata; Viperidae
Gene: RBP4
Product: retinol binding protein 4
Exons: 6
Coding region: 172-777 (201 amino acids)
Biological process (GO): retinol transport
Molecular function (GO): retinol binding; retinol transmembrane transporter activity
Source: RefSeq, a predicted model, not a curated record
AUGGGAGGGGGUUUAAGCAAAGAACUGCUUCACCAACCUCACCCAAGGUUAUAAAGCGCCUGUCUUCUUCCUGUUUGCUUUAGAACUUAGCUGCUGGGUCUGCAUUUCUCUUCCACAGACAAGUAACUUCUUUAAUUAUUGGAGCCUCUUUCUCUGGGACAAAGGAGCAAGAUGUCGUGCAGGAAUCCAAGUCUUGCCUGGUUGAUGCUAGUGGGGUUCUUGGCAUUAUUGGAUAGCAGAUGUCAAGCUCAGCGGGACUGCCAAGUGAGCAACUUCAUAGUACAGGAAAACUUUGAUAAAUAUCGAUAUGCUGGCACCUGGUAUGCCAUAGCCAAGAAAGACCCUGAAGGACUGUUUCUUCAGGAUAAUGUGGUGGCCACCUUUUUUGUGGAUGAGAAUGAUAAAAUGACUGCCACUGCCAGAGGCCGAGUUGAGCUCUUCCGUAGUUGGAAUAUUUGUGCUGAUAUGAUUGGCACCUUCACCGAGACAGAGGACCCUGCCAAGUUUAAAAUGAAAUAUUGGGGUGUGGCCUCAUAUCUUCAGAAAGGAAAUGAUGAUCACUGGGUUAUGGCCACGGAUUACGAUACAUAUGCUCUACACUACUCCUGCCGUAAUAUUACUGAAGAUGGAACUUGUGAUGAUAGCUACUCGUUUUUGUUUUCCCGGACUCUAGAUGGGCUAGCACCCGAAGCACAAAAAAUUGUCAGGCAAAAGCAGGUGGAACUCUGCCUAGACAAGCAAUACAGGCGUAUUGUACAUGAUGGAUUCUGCGAGUAAAGACAACAUAUUCUAUGGAAAGCAGGAAAGCAUAUUCCCAAUAGUUAAAAGAUUUUAAAAUGUAGUUUUGAGAGACGUCCUUCAUUUCAUUUCAAUUCAUUCAUGGAUUCAUUUGGAUUUUAAGUACACUGAAUUACAUAAUUCAUCCUUUCACUAGUUAAUAAACUAAAAUCAGUGCAAUAGUACCAUGAUUGUGUUGUGAAUGUGUAUUUAUGCAUUUGGGGUAUAGAACUAGUAUGUUGUAUUUGCAGUAAUUAAAAAUUAUAAAUCUAAA